This is a messenger RNA of Patella vulgata (common limpet), 414 nucleotides long. RefSeq lists its product as uncharacterized. The transcript has 4 exons. Bases 1 to 414 code for a protein of 137 amino acids. The record is from RefSeq and is a predicted model, not a curated record. NCBI's taxonomy places the organism in Eukaryota, Metazoa, Mollusca, Gastropoda, Patellidae.
AUGAUGAGUAAAUCUAAGGAUAAAUACUUUGUUUAUUCCUGUAGACGAGGAAUGACUUGCGGAGGAUGGGGAGAUAGACAGAAGGGUAUCAUAGCUGUAUAUUUGAUGGCCAAUGCCACAAACAAAUUACAAAAACGGUACCAGCAGUUUGUGGCUACACGAGUGGCUGGUAAGAAAUUAGUUUGUGCCCAAAUACGAAUAGGCCCAGAUCCGAAUAAUGCUGAUUUUCACGGACCAGAAACGGACAAGACGUGCGACGCGUUCAAGAAGGUGAUUUUGGAUCAACAUAUUUUAAGUACGGGUGAUGUGCUGGUAACUAGCUGGAGUGGUAUAGGGCGACAUGCUGCUUAUGUACGAGGAAAAGAGAGUGGUCUAUACUGUUUUUUUGAAGGACAGAGAUCUAAGUCCGUGUAA